Leptosia nina is the source of this 807-nucleotide messenger RNA. The record is from the annotation of a GenBank genome assembly. Lineage: Eukaryota; Metazoa; Arthropoda; Insecta; Lepidoptera; Pieridae.
AUGGCUUGGUUAUCUGUGGUUUUUGGUCUCUCGGUGGUGACAUCUGUAUACAGUGGAUCGAAUGGCUAUUUCUAUCCGAAACCUGGUGUAGCUUUUGAAUACUCAAACCCAAUUCAGUCUGGACAGAUUUUUCAAAAAACAGUAUCAUUUUCUGUCUCCGAUGAAUACAAUUCAGAUUCACAAAAUGUUGGUGGCGAAAACGCGUUAAAUCUUCAAGUAUCCGAUGGAAAUUUUAAAGUGCAAAGUUAUCAAUACAAUCCACAAAGUGAAGAGAAUGUAUCUUACAAAAAUGUAUAUAACACAUUUAAUUUCGAUAACAAUGAUCUGCUAGACAACCGGCAGGUGGAUUCGCAACCUGUACAAAACCCAGUGAGCACGCUUAACGCGAACCAAGACGCAGUAAGACAAGAACAAUCUCGUUUGAUUGAUGAACGGAAUUUAAGCUCGUUACGUACACCAGUGGUAACAAAACAUAUAUACUUCCACGUCCCACCCACAGAUACUGAAGAAUACGUACGUGUAACACCACCGCAGCCAAGGAAGGCAUAUAAGAUUUUAUUCAUAACGUUACCGACACAAAAACAAAACACGAUCGCGAACCGGAAAGAGGAAAAGACCCUCAUAUACGUGCUAGUUCAGAAACCUGAAGAUGGACACUUUCUUCAACAGCCUCCGAAAUUGUCAGAGCACGAAGUGGUCUUCGUGAAGUAUAGAGGUAGGCCGUCCUUGGGCAGGGAGCAACUCGGGCAAGUCGUUGAAAUUCCAAGGCGAAAUGCUCAACCCAAUUCGCAAGGGCAGGGCUAUUAA